Molecule: messenger RNA, 5142 nt
Organism: Hemicordylus capensis (graceful crag lizard)
Lineage: Eukaryota; Metazoa; Chordata; Lepidosauria; Squamata; Cordylidae
Gene: SPPL2A
Product: signal peptide peptidase like 2A
Exons: 16
Coding region: 362-1999 (545 amino acids)
Biological process (GO): membrane protein proteolysis
Cellular component (GO): Golgi-associated vesicle membrane; lysosomal membrane; lumenal side of endoplasmic reticulum membrane
Molecular function (GO): aspartic endopeptidase activity, intramembrane cleaving
Source: RefSeq, a predicted model, not a curated record
GUUCCGGAGAAAGGAGGCAGUCUCUUCACACACAGGCGAGGAAAGUCUCUCCAGCGAACUUCGUUUCGGGUCCUGCCCUUUCGGGAAGGCCGCCUCUGCCCUCGGGGAAAUACCCGCCCAGAAGAGGCGAGUCAUCCCCACCAGCUGCCUCGUCGCGGCUCAGGGCAGCUGCUGGGGGAGCCGCCGCCGGCUGAAGCGAAAGAGGAAAGGGAAGGGAAGCUCUCUCUGCGCUGGGUGGAUUAUUGUAGAGGCCGGCGGCAGCAGGCCGAGAGGGCGCAGCGCCAGAGGCGGCGGAGGAGAAGGAGGCCGGCCGCCGCCUGAGGGAACUUGAGCCGCUUCGUCGUCGCCAGGAAGGAGGAGAAUGGGGGCUGCUGCUGCUGCUGAUGCCGCCGCGGCCCGGGGGCGGCUGCUGCGGGCCGCCCUCUGCGUGCUGCUCCUCCCGCCGAUGAGUGCCUAUGAAGGAAUCUUACAUGCUUUUAAGAGUAGCCAGCCUGAGUUAACAAAGGACUACUGCAUAUAUUAUUAUCCUGACUGGGUCUCUCUUCCCAAGACCUUAACAAACACGACUUCUAUGGAAUUGGCAGACUUAACCCCCAGAUUGUUCUGUAGUGAUUCUGACAUUCCAUCUGGAAGUAUCAAGGACAAGGCAGUUGCAGUAGAGAAUGGAAAUUGCUCACUUCUACAAAAGGCACAAAUGGCUCAAAAUCUCGGUGCUAAAGCACUGCUGGUUGUCGUGAAUGGUGGUCAGUUUUCUCCCGAAGGUAACAAUACACAGUAUAAUGUCAGCAUUCCUGUUGGGAUUAUAAGAGAUUUGGCUAUAUAUGAUAUGAAAGAGAGUUUUGGAAGUAACAUUAAUGUGAUGCUGUAUGCACCUCCUUCGUCACCUUUUGACUGCAGUAUGGUAUUCAUGUUUUUAAUUGCUGUGCUCACUGUGGCAGUGGGAGGCUAUUGGAGCGGAAUGGCAGAGCUUGGAAAUCUGAAGGCGAUUGCAAGCUCUGAAGACUCGGAAACAAGGAAGAAGGAGGAAACGGUUGCACUUACUCCCCUAAUGGUGGUUAUAUUUGUCAUCGCCUGCUGUGCUAUGCUACUUCUGCUCUACUUCUUCUAUAAAUGGCUAGUAUAUGUCAUCAUUGCAAUUUUCACCUUGGCAAGUGCAGUAAGCAUGUACAACUGUCUCAGUGCCUUAAUUAGCAAAAUACCUUUUGGAAAAUGCAGGCUUGAGUGCUUCAACAAAAGCUUUGAAGUGAGACUCAUUUUCCUUGCCGGAAUCUGCAUGGCAGCAUCUAUUGUUUGGGUAGUGUUUCGGAAUGAAGAAAGAUGGUCUUGGAUUUUGCUAGAUAUCUUGGGAAUUGCUUUUUGCGUGAACUUCAUUAAAAUGCUCAAAAUACCCAAUUUCAAGUCAUGUGUGAUUCUUCUGCUCCUUCUCUUUUUAUACGAUAUAUUUUUUGUCUUCAUCACACCAUACCUUACAAAAAGUGGGGAAAGUAUAAUGGUUGAAGUUGCAGCAGGUCCUCUUGAAAUGAAUGAAAAGAAUGAUGGAAACUUGGUGGAAGCCUCUGCUGAGCGGUCAGCUCCUCGUGAGAAAUUACCUGUGGUAUUCCAAGUGCCUCAUCUGAAAUUCUAUACACUGAUGUUUUGUUUCCCAUCAUUUUCAUUACUUGGAUUUGGGGAUGUUAUGGUGCCAGGUUUACUGGUUGCCUAUUGUCACAGAUUUGAUGUCCAGACAAGCUCUUCCUCUGUGUAUUUCAUUUCCAGUACUAUAGCCUAUGCUGUUGGCUUGGUGAUCACAUUUGUGGCUCUGGUACUAAUGAAGAUGGCACAACCAGCCCUUCUCUACUUGGUACCAGCCACACUCAUAACCAGCACAAUAGUUGCGUUGAGCCGCAAAGAGAUGAAAAAGUUCUGGAAUGGCAGCACCUAUCAGGUGAUGGAUGCCAUGGAUUAUGUUACUAAUGAAGACAACAUCAUAACAGCCAAUGAACAACAUGGAGGACCAUAACAGGGCACCUAAAAUAAUGAAUUUUCUACUCAAAAUAAGAGACUGGUCUAAUUUUUGAACUGGACUAUUUCUUAUGAUUUAUUAUAAAAAGAAUUACCUUUUUUACACUUGCACAUAUAUUUUUGUGAAAAGAUUACUGUUGAAGAUGCUAUCAGAAUGCUUAAAAUUUAUUUUUAAAACUGUUAGAAUAUAUUCAAUAAAUCUGUGCCUUGCUUUACUUUAAAAGGUUGUUGCCUGUGAGCCAGUUACAGCUCUGUGUGAGGCUUUCUGAUGGAUAUUUUCUUAAAGCUUCUUGGUUCAGAGUGGCAGCAACUAGAUGUGUCUUGCACAGGUUAUUUUGCUAGGAGUAAACUCCCAAUAAUCCUUUGGUUGGACUGUGGGUAACAUGCAAUUGUAAUAAGCCAUGGAUUGAUAGGGAUUCUCAAAGAGUGGAGGAAUGGGCUGUAUUUCAGUAUGACAUUAUUUUAUCAUCACUUCAUAAUUCUUUAAACCAGUUAUUGUUGAAGAUGGAAAGUUGUUCCAAUGUCUGUAUUAAUUGACAAACAUUGGAACAACUUCCCAUCUUCAACAAGUGUGUUUUGCUCAGUUUAUAUGCUAUCCUUUUCUCUACCCACUUGCAUGAAGAAAAGGCCAUUCAAAAACAAAUAUAGAGUAGAUAAGAACAAAAAAACUGACCUCCCCCCCCGCCCUUUUUAAACACACAUUAGUAUGUUAAACACUUAAUUCCCACACCGAGGAUUCCAUAUAUCAUUCACCCUUUAUUUCAGUAGGGAUGCAAUUAAGGGCUAUCCGACAAUUAUUUAAUUGCUGUAGCUCUUGUGCAUGUUACUCCAUUAACUAAAAUAUGUAGUGCUUGUUCUUAUGAAAGUUCAGGCUAGGCUCCUCCUGCCAUUUUUGCUCUUAUUUUGCAUUUUCUGAAGAUUUGACAGUAACUUUGAAUGCAUCUGAAGAUGUAAUAUCUGUGACAGCAUUUUCAAAAUCCUUCCUUUGGAAGCAGUGAUUAAGAAAAAGCUCCAAGUUUGAGCAGCAGCACCUUUUAAAAACUAACCAUUAUCUGGAGUCACCUUUGAGGUUACAAGCAAGUGACAGUUACUGAUUUCUUGUUUGUAAGCAGUUUUACAUGUGUCCUUUUAAAACGUAAUCCAAUUCAUACAGCAGGUGCCAGCUCUAUACAGUUCUUUAAUCCACAUAAAUAGAUAUUAUGAGCAAUACUGUAUAGAUUAGCUUCUUUCCUGAGCUGGCUCAUGAGAAUACCUCCAUUCUGUGCUGAGAAGAAAAAGAAAUGUGUUUGUAUGUGGUGACAGUGGGGAGAUAUAGAUCUGUACAAACUCCUCAAUUGUGGGCACAAUUCAUCACGAUCUUUUGUCCUGCAUAAGCUCCUUUGAAACGAAUGUGAGCGUCACAGAAUGAUCUUUUGUAGUAGUUUCAUUUCAGUUUGGCAUUCGCCAGAGAGAUGUCCUCAUUGAUCAACUUCAUCUGGAGCUCACCCACAAAAGUGCCAGUUGAUAUGGGAGAUGCAUUUGAAGUAACCAAGGCCACACGGUGACUUUUUGGGAUUGGUGAUCAACCAUCAAGGACUGCAAUCCUGAGAAACUUGAAGUAACAGCCAACCAACUGUCUUAUCCCAUCGCCACAUAGGAGUAAUCUACUUCCAGUUAUUCACCACCAACCACUAGGGAUGUGCACAAACCAUGCACUCCUGGGAGGGCAGGGAGGCGUUGUUUUAAGGGACAGGGAAGGUGCUGCCUAUCUGUGAGCCCCUGCCGUGCCACUUUUCCCCUGCUGGCACUCUCCAAAACAACAGGCGUGCUGGGUUGUAGCAUUCCUGCUUGCGCCCCAAUCAGUGUUGCCACACGCAUGGCUGGCAUGCGCAUCAGAUAUGAGCAUGGCGAUGCUGAUCGCGCAAGCAGGAAUGCUGCCGCAGCCCAGCACACCCAGAGCGCCGGCCGGGGAGGUGGGAAGCAGCAGGGCGGGGGCUGACAGGGUAGGCAGCACCUUCUCUGUCCUUAAAGCAACCCCUCACCCUUUGAACCGGUUUAAAUGCCAGCUGAUCAAACUGGUUCAUCGCUCAGGGAAGGGAGCACCAAACCGGUUUGUGCACAUCGCUACCAACCACUUCAAGCCCAAGCAGAUUCUGAAUCUAAUGCUAAUCAUACUAAACAGAACCUGAAAUAUCCCAUUUCAGAACACUGAAACGCCAGGCGAUGGGGCUGCCGCUUGAGGAUGGGGUGUAGCUUAGUGCUUUGAAUGGAUAAGGUCCCAUGGUCACUACCUGGCAUCCCCAGAUAGGGCUGGGGAAAACGGCCUGCCUGCAACCUUGGAGUGCCGCUGCCGGUCCGUGUAGACAGUACUGAGCUAGAUGGGCCAACGGUCUGACUCAGUAUAUGGCAGCUUCCUAUGUUCCAAUUACAGUGUUGCUCCCUCCUUGUCAGGACUCCUUUCCCCCCUAAGCUGUGUGACUGUGGCAAAAGGCCACACUGCAGGGAAAUUGUGAUUUGUUGGAGUCCUGGUCAUUUGCAGAGGAAGAAUUUUCUUAAACUCCCUCAAGAAGCUAGAAAUACCAGUAUUUUUACAGAUAGAGAUGCCUUUUUGAUCUUUGGUUUUCUUCAGUCUCCAGUCUGAUCUCUGGAGGAAUGUCUCACUUAAUAUUUUGAACUUCCAAACCUUAUUGGAUUAUAUUUCCCAAGGACUACAGUUGAAGGAAUUAUCUGAUAGAUGCUUAUUAAAAUAUGCAUUUCUUUCUUUCUUUCUUUUUUCUUUUUGGAGUCAUAAUGAAUAUUCCAGGGGUUUUCAUAGGCCGUAAAUGAUAGGUGAUGUUAAAUUAACAGUGUUUGCUUGGGUUAUUUAAAAACAAAAAGAUGUUAAAAGUUGGAUAAUUUAGUGUUGGCUACUGAAAAAUAUGUUUGUUAAUUUAGUUGAAUAGGAGUGAUACUGGAAACUUUUACUAGAAAUGUUGUGAUUUAAAAUAUAGUUGGCCUUGUACAAGCAAGAGCCUUAACAGUAAUGCUCAAAUCCUUAUGCCAUUAUGGCAACGAUCAUUAUGGAUAAUUGCAUUAUUUCCCACCACCCUUGCAACAUUUACAAUUUUGUCUUCUAGGAAUGUUAAUAUUUGGUAUUUAAUAAAGUUUUCGACAACAAUUGGA